Molecule: messenger RNA, 826 nt
Organism: Verruconis gallopava
Lineage: Eukaryota; Fungi; Ascomycota; Dothideomycetes; Venturiales; Sympoventuriaceae
Exons: 1
Coding region: 58-825 (255 amino acids)
Biological process (GO): triglyceride catabolic process
Molecular function (GO): triacylglycerol lipase activity
Source: RefSeq, a predicted model, not a curated record
CUUCUUUCCUUGAGCAGUCGCUUCUUGUCCGGCACCAGCAGCGCGACCUCGGCCAACAUGGUGCUGCUCUCAAACCUAGUCAUAGCCUCUCUGGGCUCCAGUUAUGCCUCCGGCCCAGGGAUUGCUCCUCAAUUAGAACCCACCGACGCGCAGCGUUCGGGAAACAACUACGCACACCUCCUCGCACAGAAGCUGACGGGGUCGAUGUUGACGGACUUGAGCGUCAGCGGCGCGACCCUCACCAACAUGCUCAACUCAUCGCAAACAAGUGGCUCCACAACGUUUCCACCCCAGAUCGAAGGCGUGCCUGCGGACUCGGAUUUGAUACUCGUGCUUGGUGGCGGAAACGACAUCAACUACGUAGGUGGUCUGGACAACGACUCAAACUCGACAGUCGACGUAGACAGCCUGGCCGCUAAAUACGGCACCGUGCUUGACGCGCUGCAUGCAAAGGCCGCAGACGCCCACAUCAUGGUCGUUACCUAUCUCACAGUGCUCGGCGCAGACGUCAUCCCCGCAGGCGAAGAUGGCGCUAACGUGCCCUUUAAUGCCUCCCGUGUGGCCUACCAUCAGGAUGUGGCAGCGAAGCUACACCAAGCAACGCUGGAUGUCAUCACAGGCCGAGAAGAGUGGGCAGAGGUGGUGGAUGUCGUCGAGCCAAGUUGGACGCACGGCGUGGGAGCUGCAGAGCCCUGGGUCAACGGCGCGGAUGGCAAUCCGGCAAACCAUCCGCGGGCUAUUGGACAUGUCCAGAUCGCAAACAUGCUGUACAAUAGGUUGCAGGGAGAAUCGGGGAAGAAGUUGAAACGGAGGACCAGAAGGUAAC